Molecule: messenger RNA, 1153 nt
Organism: Nematolebias whitei (Rio pearlfish)
Lineage: Eukaryota; Metazoa; Chordata; Actinopteri; Cyprinodontiformes; Rivulidae
Product: amyloid-beta A4 precursor protein-binding family B member 2
Biological process (GO): regulation of DNA-templated transcription
Cellular component (GO): cytoplasm; nucleus
Molecular function (GO): transcription factor binding; amyloid-beta binding
Source: RefSeq, a predicted model, not a curated record
CGGUACCGCUGGCUAACAGUAUGGACCUGCUGCAUCUGGGCAUGUUCUACAACCCCUACAUCUGAUCUGCAGCUGAGUCCUCAGAACGCCAAACUGUGAAGCUUGACUGACACUCUGCCAGGUUCCCCGUCUUGUGCUGCGAUGAUGUCAGUGGAUGUAACAAACCAUAACGGCCCCGCUGCCACGCCUCCCACCUCUCUCAGCCUUCGCUCCUCACACAACCAGCUCCUCAGCAGCGACAUCGUCAACCAAGGCUCUGCCACGCCCCCCAAGUGUCGUAAAAAGUAUGCGCUAACAAGCAUCCAGUCUGCCAUGGGCCUCGGAGAAGUGGCGCCACCGACAUCCUCACCAUCACUAUCCCCAUCUCAGUCUUCCACCCCCAAUAAUCCCAAGCUGGCCAAAAACGGGGUUAACCAGCUUCGUAAAGCUGGUCAGGACCACAACAAAAACACAACUAGACCCGACUCAGCGGACCUCGAGUGUAAUUCAGAGAUGGAUGAUCUUAAUGUCAACACAGCAGAAGAACACGACAGACACUCUCUGACCAACAAUGACCGAGAGGAAGAAGUGAAUGUGCAGGCAGAAGCCAGCAGUGAUUCAGAGUCCGAUCAGAAAACCGAAUCAGAUGUGGACUGUACCGCGGAGCUCAAACUGAACUGCAGCUUGGCAGAUAUGGACUUGGACUUGAACACCGAGACGGAGACUGAUGACAUCAGCAUUCUGUCUGAAAAAGAAAUAAUGUCCAAGAUGAAGACUGAGGAUGAGGAGGUGGUAGAUGAGGACCCAGAAGAGGAGGAAAAGAAACCUCUGCUGAUGCUAAAAAGUGAGUCUCCUGUGCAGGUCCACAAAGUUCCCUCUGCCAUCGAACUCGUCUCUGAUCUGGACUCCAACCUAAAGCUCCUCCAGUCAGGCAGGAACCCUGUGGCGCCUCCCCCUCUUCCCCCCCCACAACAAGUCAGCCCAGAGGUCACUCCCCUGCUCUCCGUUGCCUCCUGCCCCUCCUCUUCCUCAUCCUCUCCAGAGACGAAGAAGGACAGAAGGACUGGAGCGAAGACAGACUGCGCUUUGAACCGCAUCCAGAACCUGAACCCCAGCGAUGAAGAGUUGAGCUGGACCACUCUGUCCCAGGAGAGCAACUCACCUGAAGAGACAG